AUGGACAUAAGCUAUCCGAAGAAGUACCAACUCGUGCCUAAAGCAGAGCCUGACGACGACGCCGGCAGCGAUUCUACUGCGACAAAUCGCCGACGACGUCACCUAAGCUCGCUAUUUCUCAAGAGAAACCUCGCUGCAAUCACUAUCAGCAGCCUCCUUCUCAUCCCGAUACUACUAGUCUUCACCAUAAUUGCCAUUCUCACAUUUGAGCCUCUACGUGAAGUCCUCAUUAUCAAAUCAGGCACAUACAAUCCACCAGCUGGAUUGCACGGUCAGUGCCAAAGUCCCCAACGACUCCCCGAACAACCCUCUCCUGUGGAAACUCCACAACAGAAGCUGAAUCCUUAG
Penicillium subrubescens is the source of this 348-nucleotide messenger RNA. RefSeq lists its product as uncharacterized. The coding region runs from base 1 to 348 and encodes 115 amino acids. The transcript has a single exon. NCBI's taxonomy places the organism in Eukaryota, Fungi, Ascomycota, Eurotiomycetes, Eurotiales, Aspergillaceae. The record is from RefSeq and is a predicted model, not a curated record.